Molecule: messenger RNA, 4349 nt
Organism: Triplophysa rosa
Lineage: Eukaryota; Metazoa; Chordata; Actinopteri; Cypriniformes; Nemacheilidae
Product: gamma-aminobutyric acid type B receptor subunit 2
Biological process (GO): G protein-coupled receptor signaling pathway; gamma-aminobutyric acid signaling pathway
Cellular component (GO): membrane; G protein-coupled receptor heterodimeric complex
Molecular function (GO): G protein-coupled GABA receptor activity
Source: RefSeq, a predicted model, not a curated record
AUGGCUUAUUGUUGGAACUUGUUGAAUGUUUUAGCUUUCUGGGGUCUGUCUCAGGGGCUGUCGUGCUAUUGUCUGGUGCGACACCAGUUGCCGGUUUUAUGGAUUAUGCCACUCGGUGGAGAACCAGGAAGGGGCAAUAUUACAGCGGAGGUUUUACCUGCUGUUCAGCUGGCGCUGCAUCAUUUGAGCGAACAGCCACCUCCUCUAGGCAACUAUGAGGUUCAGUUUCACCUCACAGACUCAAAGUGUAAUAAUGCCAAAGCACUCAAAGCAUUUUUAGACGCCACAUUCUACCGCCCUAAACCCCUCAUGGUCUUUGGAGGGGUGUGUCCAUCAGUUACAUCCACCAUAGCCCAGUCACUAGAGGCCUGGAACCUUGUGCAGUUGUCAUUUGCAGUAACGGCACCUUCACUGGCAAACAAAAGACGUUUUCCAAACUUCUUCCGUAUGGUUCCAUCAGACAGUGCAGUCAACUUGGCUCUGGUCAGGUUUCUUAAGCAAUAUGGAUGGAGCAGAGUUGGUACAUUGACACAAAAUGACCAGAAAUUCACAGAGGUACAGAAAGACCUCAGCGGACAUCUAGAGGUGGCAAACAUCCAGCUGGUGGCGGCAGAGAGCUUCUCUGAAGCCCCGUGUGAUGGUGUGCAAAAACUGAAGGAAAAUGAUGUGAGAAUAGUGAUCGCUUAUAUUGAUGUGAGCUUAUCUGCUGAAGUCCUGUGCUGUGUGUAUAAUCUCAGCAUGUAUGGUCUGAAGUACCAGUGGAUUCUACCGGACUGGACACAAGACAGCUGGUGGACCAUCAGUGGCAUCAACAACUGCCCUGCUAAUAACAUACUGACUGCAAUGGAGGGCUCCAUCAGUGCAGGUCUUCAGACCCUAAGCUCCAGACACAUCAGAGGGAUCUCUGGUAGGACACCUCAGGAGUACGAGAGGGAGUAUGACAAUAAACAGCAGUCGAUGCCUCUGCGCAAGCAAAUUUCAUGGCCUCUGGGCGCAAGCAAAUUUCAUGGCUUUGCAUAUGAGGGUACAUGGGUGAUUGCCAAAGUUUUGACAAGAGUCAUGGAGACAGUGAGGGACAGAGAAAGAUACAGCAUCCAUCGCAACUUCACUGUCACUGACCAAGAAAUGAGUGAAAUGAUUCUGGAGGCCAUUGAGAAGAUCAACUUCUUUGGUGUGACAGGACAAGUUAGGUUUCUGAGAGGUGAGAGAGUGGCCAAUGUGCUGUUCGCUCAGUAUCAAGAUGGAAAGGCUGUCAAAAUUGGAAAGUAUAGAACCAUGACAGAUGAACUAGAGAUCACCAGUCCAGUCCAAUUCCAAGGGGCCGAACCCACAAAAGACCGAACUCAUGUGUACCGGCAGAGAAAACGCAUCAGUAUAUUUCUGUACAGUAUCAUAACAUGUCUUACUGUCUUAGGCAUUCUGACAGCUUGUGGUCUCCUAGUGUUCAAUGUGAAAAACCGCAAUCACUGGUCCAUUAGCAUGUCAAGCCCUUUUUUGAACUCUUUGAUUGUUCUUGGUGCACUUUUGUCUUAUUUCUGUAUCUUCUUCCUGGGGCUGGAUGGGUCUUAUAUUUCUGAUCAAGCACUUGAAGCUUCUUGUUCUGUACAAAUAUGGCUCCUGUCUAUCGGAUGUACAGCAGCCUUUGGGACCAUGUUUGCAAAAACAUGGAGAAUUCAUGCUAUCUUUAAAACCGACAGAAUAGAGAAAAGGGUAAAGAUUGACCAUGGGCUGACUUUGUUAGUUCUAUUUCUUCUAUUGUUUGACCUGAGUUUGUUAAUUUGUCUGCAAAUUUUGGACCCUUUGAGGAGGAUAAAGGAGUAUCGAAUACAGCCUGACGCUCACGGACGAGAUUUCUCUAUUCAGCCCUUUUCAGAGCACUGUGAAAACACAUACAUGGGUUUCUGGAUAGCUGCAUUUUAUAGUUUUAAAGGGAUACUUCUGCUGAGUACCUGUUUCCUGGCCUGGACAACAUGCCAUGUGAACGCUCCUUCUGUAAAUGACAUCAGGGGCAUCCAAAUCAGUGUGUUUGUGUCGGGCCCAGUGAUUCUUAUUGGUACAUAUGCGCCCAUGCUGUUCCAGGAUCAGCCAAAUGUGCAAUUCUGCAUUAUUGCCCUUGUAAUCAUCACAUGCUGCUUGAGCACUCUGUGCAUGCUGUUUGUUCCAAAGAUUCUCAUCAUUGGGAUCGGUCCUACGUCCUUUUCUAGAAGACACUUCACCCAGUGGGACAGGGAGAUUGAACCAGAAAGAGAAGAGCAUUGUAAAGAGGAAGACUGUAUGAAGCAGAGGAACUCUGGAGCAUGUAACCCUCGAUAUUGUGCUGUCAGAUAACCUGCUCUCCGGCGCGUUACUAAACUGGAUUCAGAGCUGGAGUAUUUGACCAGGCGACUGAAUGAAUCAAUGCCUAACCUUCUAGAGAAUCCUGUCGUCAGAAUUUCUGCGCACAAAGCAGGCAAGAACAAAUGUCUAACUCUCCCUGAAAGAUCCAGCUUCAGCAGGAGCCUGCUAGAGGACAUCAACUCGCCUGAGCACAUUCAGCGCAGACUCUCUCUGCAGUUGCCCAUUCUGCAUCAUGCCUACUUGCCCUCUAUUGGAGGAGUGGACUCCAGUCCAGUGGAUAGCUCCCAUGACUUCCAUAAGCAAAAUUUGAUGCCUAAAACAGGAGAACUUUUGUUGCCAAAGCCAUAAGUUACUCAAGUACUGCAUACUCAAAAUAAACUUUGACUUUUGAGAUUCAAAAUGAGCAAGAAGCGACUGGCAUUAGCACAGCAACACUGCAAAAGAUGACAUUCUUCCUAAGCAUUUUCUCUUGUUUUCUGUAAAAAUAUUUAAAACUUCUUAAAUUACGAUACAUUUACAUAACAAGAAAAGUGACCCAAGAUAUUUAGUCUUGUUUUAUGAAAGAAAAAUAUAGGUAAGUUUAUGCUUAAAACAAAAUUGUACAUUAAAUCUACAGUAAAUUACUGGCAAACCUGCUGCGAAAUUACAGCAAAUUUUUACAGUGUGGUAAUAAUCUCAAACUUUCAACAACACACUAGCUGUUCAUCAUCAACUACAUCCAUGUUUUGCUCACCUGAGAAACAUUUUGAAAGCUAGAAAAUGUCAUUUGUUUUCCUGUGGUGUCAUGUGUUCUGUUCAAUGGCUGACACACUGUGGUUGCACGAGAUCCGUCAGAAGUGAACCGUCAGUCCUUCCCAUGAAGUUCUUGCACAGGCAAAGUAAUGUCCAUCAAAGAACAGCAACAUAAUCCAAACAAUGGCUGGCGUUAGACAAGUUACAGUACGGUUUGAACAUUCCUGGCUUUGAAUAUAAAACAUGAGUGCAGAGGAAAACAGAGCAGGAAUCACUACGUAUGCUAAAGAGAACGUCAAAUUUGUCUGUGGAUUGCAAGGGCAUGCAAAUUCCAUCUCCAGUAUUUUUUCAAGACCCAGCAACAAAACGCUAAUGAUUAUAUUCGAAUAAACGCCCUUCUUCGCCCAAUGUACCCAGUGAGCUGUGCAGUCCGUCAUGCUUAUCGUUUGUGUUGAUGAGACAGAAAAGUGUUGGGACUAAAACUGAAAGUGCUUGCUGAAUGACUUUUGUACAGUAAUGCACUACCUACAGACACAUUUUGGAUUUUAAAGCUAAUCUUUCUGUGCUCCAUCUCAGAUUUGUUUGCACUAAUUUGUUCCUAUGUCACUGACAGACCUGUUUCUUUAAAAGUCACUCUUCUGUGGAUGGGAUGGUCUUGGUUGAGACUGCUCACCAUGUAUUUAUACAUAAAAUUUUACAUUUUGUAUUGACAUACUUUUUUUAUUGCACUUUUUUCUAAACUUUGGUUAUGAGAGGAAGAGCUAAAUGCUCUCAUGCAAUUUCAGCCAGUAAUUUAGGUUUCUGGUUCUGUAACCAAAGCACAAAAUCUGUGCAUUUCCCCCCUGGUUUCCAUAAUUCAUUCAUAUGUCAUUUUAAGUUUGUUGACUAAUACUUUCAGAUCAAAAUAUUAAAUUAAUGUAACAGGAAGUAAAUGUUCUGUGCAAAUAACAGCAUGUACUUUCAGAAUUUAUGUACGCACUGCUUCAUGAGAAAGUAGCUCUCUUUUUUACAAAUAAUGAUGAACACUAGCAUCAUUUAGUUGGUUAUAAUCACCAUCUUACUGUCUCGCCUCAUGUUACCCUCCAUUUUAGAGAAAAAUCUAAUCAGGAGCAGUGUGCAGUCCCAGUUUCUAAGUGAAAUGUGUGGACAUUUUAACCAUUUUACGAUAGUGGACAGCUAGAAUUAUUUUCAUAUUUGAAAUGUAUUGCAUGUCUGUUCCUGAGUGCUGUUAAUGUUUGCUUUCUAUUUGUCAGUCGACCAAAACACACUGAUCAGUGGAU